AUGCAGACAAACGACAGCGUUCGAAACUUCGCGGCGGACAUCCAGAAAAUCAGAACAUGGAAACGCAUAUAUGAGAAGAAGAUUGAGCUGUUUCACUUGAAGAAGUUGAUUCAGCAAGAAAUGGCAACAACAGCAGCAGCGUCACCGGGCAUCGCGAAACAGACGGAGGGCGAAGAAGGAAGAAGCAAAACGGACGGGAAGAGCUUCAAUACGGACCUGAAGGAAACGACGCCGACCAGUGUCAACGCAGGUAUAAGCAAACUGUCCUUUUUUCUAACCACACCUUUAUCGUACGAUAACUAUUUUAAUUUGAAAAAGACUGAAAAGAAUGGCACGAAAGUGUGUAGGAAGGAAAGGGGAAAACUUCUAACCACAAAGGAGUGUGCGCUGCCUGCAAAGGGUGCACAGAAUGUUCCCCUAAAGAGUCAGCAGAAGGGUGAAAAACCAAAUGGCAGAGGCGCCCAGUGGGAGACAGAAAAGAAAGAGGAGGGACGUUCUAAAAGUGCCACUCAAAAGCACCACAUCACUUCGCAUGCUGGUAGUAGCUACCCUGGGGGGAGAAACAAAGCAGAUGAUUCGGGGCAGUCCCGGAAAAGGGACAAAAAUGGCCAAAAUAGCCGAAAUAGCCAAAAUAGCCAAAACAGCCAAGUGAAUUACAACCUGUCGAGCAGCACCAGAGGGGCACUUUCCCCUAUUAUUACUACACUCUCUCUUGAAAAAAAGAAAAACUAUUUUACCUGCAUGAGCAAACAGCUUGAUGGUUACAUAAAGGAACAGGUAAAGAAAGGAGUGCCUGAUCACUUGAGAGGAUUCGUAUGGCAGAUCUUAGUACAGUCAUAUGAAUACAGAAAAGAGAAUAACGUGACAGAAAAGAAUCAGGAAAAGGAAGGAGGUAUCAAUACCUACCAAUAUUACCUAAGUAUAACUAACCAAUACGAAACUGCAAUCAAGAAAGACAUGAACAGGACAUACCCGAAACACAUUUUAUUUAAAAAUAAUUAUGAACAAGGUCAGCAAAUACUUUUUAAUGUUCUAAAGGCUUACAGUAAUUACAACACAAGUUUGGGUUACUGUCAAGGAAUGGCAUUCAUCGUGGCCACCUUUGUUCUUUACAUGAAUGAAGAGGAUGCUUUCUAUAUAUUGAUCGCUCUGAUAGAGAAGUACCAUCUGAAUGAUCUCUUCUCCUCCGAUAUGUCAUUGCUAAAUGAGGAUUUGUUUAUCCUAGAUAAACUGCUACUUCUGUUUUUCCCUAAGAUUUACUUCCAUCUGAGGAAGGAAAACGUACACACGAGCAUGUUUGCUUCCCAGUGGUUUGUCACUCUCUUCUCCUACAGCAUUAGCAUCGUGUACGUAGUUAGGAUUUGGGAUUUUUUCUUCAUUUAUAGUCACUCCUUUUUAUUUAAGGUGGCUCUGGCGUAUUUUAAGCUACAGGAGGAGGCCAUACUCCGUGAAUCCUUUGAGGGGAUCCUGAACAGGCUAAAGGUCCUGUCUAGGCACGUGGAGCUGGACUUGCUGAUCGAUACAGCUCUGGGGCUGGACUUACCCCAAGCCACCAUUGCACGGCUCUCGGCAGAGUACCGCGCGGGGAGCGGCAAAGCGGUAAGGCGCUAUCACGGAGAUGCGGUGAUGGAGGGAGGCCUUCCCACCGUGCCGUCACAGGUCCAGAAAGUCGUCGGAGAAGUCGUCCACGGGAAGAUGGAACUCUUCCAUGAAGAAGGAGAUGAACUCUUCGAGGAGGGAGGAAUGACGUAA
Messenger RNA from Plasmodium inui San Antonio 1, 1752 nucleotides. RefSeq lists its product as hypothetical. The transcript has a single exon. Bases 1 to 1752 code for a protein of 583 amino acids. The record is from RefSeq and is a predicted model, not a curated record. NCBI's taxonomy places the organism in Eukaryota, Apicomplexa, Aconoidasida, Haemosporida, Plasmodiidae.